UUUUUCAUUUCACCGUUCAGCGUAGAAGAAGAAGAAUGUCCUGUAACUGACUGUCCUACCGGUGGUUUUUCUGUUUUUAUUUCCUCGAGUUUUCGUCUUUGUGUGUGCUCCGCAGUUACAAAUACAUCGUUCAAACAGCUUCCUCGGAUCACUGUUGGGAAUCCUAAUAAACAAAAGUCAUGUUUCGAAGAAGACUGUCUUUCGGACAGUUAGCCUUUGCCACAGUGCUCGGAGUUGCUGGUGGAAUUUACAUCUACAGUCCUUAUUUCGAGUCAGCACCAAAGACAUCAGGACAGCAGAUCCAGGAAGAGCCAAAGAAGCAGAAUGAAAGGGACUGAAAGAGUUCAUCACUAUUAGGAACACUUCACACAUGGAAGCCAGAUUGAACAGCAAGAGGCUGCUGGGCUGUCACAGCUGGACUGGAGGCCAAACAAUAGAUGAGAUGAUCGUGGAUGAAAUCACGUUGAUCUCUGCUGUUUGUGAUCAUAAAUGUACAGAAUAAAACAUGUAAUA
Molecule: messenger RNA, 513 nt
Organism: Archocentrus centrarchus (flier cichlid)
Lineage: Eukaryota; Metazoa; Chordata; Actinopteri; Cichliformes; Cichlidae
Gene: pigbos1
Product: PIGB opposite strand 1
Exons: 2
Coding region: 180-338 (52 amino acids)
Source: RefSeq, a predicted model, not a curated record